Molecule: messenger RNA, 507 nt
Organism: Didymodactylos carnosus
Lineage: Eukaryota; Metazoa; Rotifera; Eurotatoria; Philodinida; Philodinidae
Source: the annotation of a GenBank genome assembly
AUGUCGACCGACGUUAAAUUUGUACUAGAUGAAUUAAAACAAGGUAUUCAAUAUUCCAAUAUACUAAAGAUAACAUAUGAUGAAACACCAAUUAAUAACGAUGAUCUCUUAGAAGAAAAUAAAACUCAAAUUAUGCCAUCUGUUGAAAUCGAUGAUGCCAACACAGAUCCAAAAAAGAAGUUUUUUACGGUGAUUAUGUGUGAUCCCGAUGCUCCAAGUGAAAAAGAUCCAAGCAGUGGACCCUAUCUUCAUUGGGUGCAUGCAAAUAGUACAAAGUUUAAUUUAAGUGAUGGGUCUAUUCUCUGUGAAUAUGACGGACCGGGACCACCAGCAGGAACUGGAACACAUCGAUACAUUUUUUUCUUAUAUGAAUCAGACAAAGAAAUAAAAAAUCAAAAAAUUAACGAUAGCGAACGUCCGCAAUUUAAAUUAAAAAAAUUUGUAAACGAUAAUGGUUUAAAAUUGGUUGCUGCGACGAAUUUCAAAGUGAAUGCAAGCAAAAGCUGA